Messenger RNA from Cyclocybe aegerita, 2973 nucleotides. NCBI's taxonomy places the organism in Eukaryota, Fungi, Basidiomycota, Agaricomycetes, Agaricales, Hemipholiotaceae. The record is from the annotation of a GenBank genome assembly.
AUGAGCGACCGUGGCAGCUCCAGAGGAAGAGGCCAACAACGUGGACGGGGCAGCGGUCCUGGCGAACGAGGACGAGGACGAGGACGAGGCAGUCCUGCUCCUUCGAGCGUACAGGGCAGCAUGUCAUCCGCACCCUCAGGACGUGGUGGGGGGCAAGGAGGUCGAGGUGGCACCCAUGACUUUGGUCCCAGAGGAGGAGCAGGAGGAGGUCGGGGCGGCCCUGGUGGGGGUCGUGGACGAGGUGGCCCGCCAGGCUCUGUGAUCUUCCAAGAGAACGUGCCUGCGCAGCUGGCUCCUCGAUUGGGGGAUCCGAGCCUCCAACAGCUCCUCUCUGGGUUCAAAGGCCUGAAGGUGCAACCAGAACGCCCUCUGCGUCCCGGAUACGGCACAGUAGGCACUCCAAUCACACUUCGCGCGAACUUCUUCCCAGUGACGUUGCCUCCUAAACCCAUUUACGAGUACGAGGUCGACAUCUCCCCGAAAACUGAUAUCAACAGAUUGAAGAUUCGGAUCUUCGAGCUGCUCGAGCUGAGCCCGCUGUGCAAGCCACACCUGCCUUAUAUUGCUCACGAUCGUAGUGCCAAGCUAGUAUCGGCGAAGAAACUUCCUCAGCCCCUUGAUAUCCAGGUCCCUUUCUACGAAGACCAUGAACGAGGACCUGCGCCAAAUGCGAAGGUCUACACUGUUUCUAUCAAAUAUCAGGGGGAUCUUGACCCUCGCGAAUUGCACAAGUAUCUCGAAGGGAGGCCCGAAUACCGAGAUUUCAACACCCUCCCAAUCAAUUCAGCGUUGAACCUAGUCGUCCAACAAUACGCCAAUCGCAACGGCAUUCGAGUUGGUAAUAGCCGUUACUUCUUCCCGUCCUCCCAAAAAAUUAGUCUGGGACCCGGAGUCGAAGCGUGGCAAGGAUUCUACGCCUCAAUUCGUCCAUCUCACAAGCAACUGAUGGUGAACGUAAACGUCUGCAUGACUGCCUUCAUUGAGCCAGGUAAUCUCGCUCAAAGGCUCCUGGAUUUCAACCGUUAUUCUCGAGGCGCCAUGCCUACUCUACCGCCGUCCAUGGUGAAGAGCAUCAAAGUUAGGACCAAGCAUCUUGGACACACCAGGAAACUCCUGGCCAUUGGUUCGAAGUCAGCACAAAAUGAAUUCUUCAAUUGCGAAGAACUCGGAGGCAGGGUCUCUGUCGAACAAUAUUUCCAGAGGAAGCACAAAAUCAAGCUGGACCACCCUACCGAUCUUCCAGUUGUCAACAUCGGAUCGGUCAAACGUCCUAAUUGGGUCCCAGCCGAAUUGUGCGAGAUCACUCCAGGCAAUGCCUACCGCGGGAAGCUGAGCGACAAGGAGACUGCCCAAAUGAUUCGGUACGCCUGCAACCCCCCGCGCAUUAACGCCGAGGAAAUCGUCAACAAAGGCUUCCCCGCCCUGGGGUUGGGCGGCCCAGCCGGGACCAAAGCACCUAUUGACGGCUUCGGCAUUGGCAUCGACCCAAACAUGACCGUCGUCCCAGGGCGCGAGUUGCCCCCUCCGCGCUUGUCAUACCGCGUCGGGCAGGCGCGGGUAGCGAACGGCAGCUGGAACAUCCUCGACGUCAAGUUUCAUCGUGGCGCGGCGAUCUCAAGCUGGUGGGUCCUCGUCAUCCGCGACGGAAAGGGCAUCAUCCAGGGCCCAAACGACCAGAAGUUUGUCGGGUUGAUCCAAGGCUUCGCAUCCAAGUUGGCAAAGAGCGGUAUGAGCCUCCCACUUGGGAUGCCUCGCUUGUUGAGCCCGCCGACUGUUCCACCACCCCAAAGCGAUCCCCAGAGGACACAGGCGCUUAACAAUAUCCGAGAGGGCCUUAAAGCGGAGUUGGCCCAGCGGGGGAAGCCGAGUUUUGUCCUCGUGUUGCUCGAAAACAGGGACAACUAUAUCUAUCCUGGUAUUAAGAGAAUUGGCGAUGUCGAGUUGGGUAUUCAGACCGUGCACAUGCAACUCGAGAAGGCGCUUGGGGAUCAGCGAAAGCAGGAUCAGUAUUUCUCUAAUGUCGCUUUGAAGGUCAAUACCAAACUUGGCGGCAUGAAUCACCUCCUCGACGACAGCGCCAUGCGCUGGCUCAGAAAGAAGAAAACCAUGAUGGUUGGAAUCGAUGUCACCCAUCCAGGCCCAGGCAGCCGUGAAGGAACCCCGUCCAUCGCUGCCGUCGUUGCCAGUGUCGAUGACUCGUUCGUCCAGUUCCCAGCGAGCUUGAGAAUUCAAGAGACUAAGAAGGAGAUGUUGGAUGAGUUGCAGAGCAUGCUGAUUGAACGCUUGCUGGUGUACGAAAAGAACAACAAAACCCUUCCAGUCAGGAUUUUUGUGUACCGAGACGGAGUGUCUGAGGGACAAUUCGACGCCGUCUUAAAGGAAGAACUGCCCCAGAUGCUUGAAGCGUUCAAGAAGCUCAGUACCAAAGAGCGCAAGACGCCGUACAAACCCCAGUUAUCCAUCAUCAUCUGCGGGAAAAGACACCAUGCCAGGUUCUACCCUACCAACUCUCAGUACGCUGACAGGAACGGGAACACCCGCCCGGGCACCGUCGUCGACAAAGGCAUCACAGGAGUUUUCGACUUUGAUUUCUAUCUGCAGGCCCACGCGGGGCUGCAAGGCAGUGUCAAGGCGACGCACUACACCGUCGUCUAUGAUGGGAAUGGCCUGACGGCGGACGACGUUCAGCAGGGCACCCACGACGUGUCCUACCUCUACGCGCGCGCGACCAAAGCUGUCAGCCUCAUUCCGGCUGCCUACUACGCUGACCUCGCAUGCGAAAGAGGAAGGUGCUAUUUGAAUGAUUUCUUAGUAGACGACAAAGCCUCGACAGCUGCUCCCAGCGAAAGGGGUAGUCAAUGGAGCGCAAGGCAGGCGAGAGAGGAAGAAGCUAAGAGAGUUUUUGAGGCUGCGAAGAGAUCUUGGGGAGAAGGGCUUCAUCCCGACAUGAGAGGGAGCAUGUUUUAUAUCUGA